UGCACGCACUCUCUCUCUAACCAAACACCCCAAAAAACUAAAUCAUAAACCACCGCAAGGACAAGAAAUGGUGAGAGAAAGACGUUGGCGCUCUGCCCUGGUUUUGGCCAUCCUUUUUCUCGUUCUUCUCGAUUUGCCGUUAGCAUCGGGGAGGCGACACAAGGACCGGCAUGCAGGCGGGGCGCGCCGGGGGGUUGACCACGGGCACGUGGAGGUGCACACUGAGGCCUACAACUAUAAGCGGGAGCGGGCUAGGGGGCCGGACACGGUGGAGGUGGCCGGAUCGAGGUUGCCCGACUGCUCGCAUGCAUGCGGGUCGUGCACGCCCUGCAGGCGCGUCAUGGUGAGCUUCGUGUGCGCGGAGGAGGCCGAGACUUGCCCCAUGGCGUAUAAGUGCAUGUGUAAGAGCAAGUCGUUUCCCGUGCCCUAAUCAAUGAGUCGCGUUCUCCUUCUUUUUGUACAGUUCCUGUGCCCUUUGCUCUUGUUUGUCGAGGAGCAGGCGCCGGGCCUAUCUUGUGUCGGGAUGUGUAUGAAGAUUUUGAGAGUUCUUUUUGUAUUCUUCUUUACUGAAGCUUUCUUCAUUUAAUUUUGUGGUUACUUUUCUUGUUUUAUAAUCAAAUAGAAAAAUAGAUUUUUGGGCCAUCACAAUGAUAUGAUUUUUAAUACUAUUUGAAGGCGGUUGAUUGCUAGGCAAUCAGCCUUAUACAA
This is a messenger RNA of Amborella trichopoda, 708 nucleotides long. Its product is annotated as protein EPIDERMAL PATTERNING FACTOR 1. Gene Ontology annotation, biological process: guard cell differentiation; stomatal complex development. The record is from RefSeq and is a predicted model, not a curated record. NCBI's taxonomy places the organism in Eukaryota, Viridiplantae, Streptophyta, Magnoliopsida, Amborellales, Amborellaceae.